GCUGGUGCCAUUCGACUCCGUGUUUAAUGCAGUGCUGAAGUCCUCGGUGACCAGCUUACUGUAGUCAGCCGUACGAGCUACUUUAGCGCACAACUUUUAAUAUCCGCUGUGCGAGCAGUGUGUUGUCUUCUCCGGAGAGCAAACUAGAUAUUUCCCCCCAGUUUCAGUCUAAUUUUGCCUGUUAAUCUAGGCCAGACUAGACGUGUCGCGCAACAUCCUCAUCACCUUUUGUGGAUUUUUUUUUUCCCGCAGCCUAACAGUCUGGUGCUUUAAGGAGAAAAAGAGGAACACAGAACACAUUUUUUGAGGAUUGUGUUAUCGAACAUGACAAGAAAAUGUGGAAGCUGGUAUGAACCCACUGAUAAUGAGGAUUAUCUCUGCCACUAACACAUAUGCAGUGAGGUGCCCUGCUUGUGGAUUCAGCCUGCUCGGUCAUCGAGCUGGGGGGCAGAAUUUGGGAGAAGUCGUGUGGAGCACAAAGAGGGUAUUAAAGCCGAGGAUACAACAAGUUUCUACCAUGUGUCUCCUGUGCUGACAGAGGACUGAGGUGGGAGAAUAGUUGUAGCACUGUGGUUGGUUUCUGACUCUUGUUUUCUGGCCAGACUUUCACCACAACGCAAAGUUGGACAAUUGCGAGAAGUUUCCAGUCUGUCGUAACGUUCAGCUAUCUAAGGAGCAGUUAAAUGAGCUUUAUAUCCACAGUCGACUAAUAACUGCACUUAAACCCCAAGUGAUUUUUUUUUUUCCUACAGCGGUAUUUUGACCACAGUGUGAGGCUCUCUGUACUGAAGUCCACUUUAAAUGCGGACUGGUUUGCGGUCGGUGAGUGCACAGCUGAGCUGCCAGUGCCACUUGAUUUUUAAGUCAAGGCAACACAGAAGUCGCUUCGUUUUUUGCCUUUUAGGACGAACAUCAUGGAGCUGACAUACUGGAGAUUUGUCCUGCUGAGGUGCCUCUUCCUGGACUGGGCUCUUCUGGCUUCUGCAGUGGAAGAAGUCCUGAUGAACACUAAGACGGAGACAUCUGAUCUCAAAUGGACUAUCUUCUCAAAUGCCAGACCCGAGUGGGAGGAAGUAAGUGGUUUGGAUGAGGAGAGCAACAGCGUGAGGACCUAUGAGAUCUGUCAGAAUAACAGCUCAUCCAGCCACUGGCUGCGCAGCGGCUUCAUCCAGCGACAAGGAGCGUCGCAGGUUUACGUGGAGCUGCGCUUUGCCAUGCUGGAGUGUUCAUCCAGGAACACCCACCACCGCAGCUGUAAGGAGACCUUUAACCUCUUCUACUACCAGGCUGACUCCAAUGAGGCCACGUCCACUUACCCACCCUGGAUGGAGAACCCGUACAUCAAGGUGGACACAGUGGCUGCAGACUUUCUCCUGCGGAAGGAUGGAGAACGAAAAUUAAACGUGAAGACCUUAAGACUCGGCCCUCUCUCUAAGAAAGGCUUCUACUUGGCUUUUCAGGCUCAGGGUGCCUGCAUGGCCCUGCUAUCUGUCAGGGUGUUCUUCAAGAAGUGCCCUCCCCUGGUCAGUGCGCUCUCCUCUUUCCCCGAGACUGUUCCCCAUACUCUGGUGCAAGAGGCGCAGGGUGUGUGUGUGGAGCACGCCGCCCAGCAGGGGCCCCGACCCCGACCACCUAAACUGUUCUGCGGGGAAGACGGCCAGUGGGUGGGCCAGCCGACGACCUCCUGCGCCUGCCUGCCGGGAUUCGAGCCCACUGACGGACAAGCAAGGUGCACAGCCUGUCCUGUGGGUCAGUUCAAGUCUGGCACAGAGGGACAGUGCACAGGCUGUCCAGAAUUCAGCCACGCCAACAUUAAGGGGGCGUCAGUGUGCACGUGUCAUUCCGGAUACCUACGUGCAGAAUCCGACCCUCCUCACACCCCAUGCACUCGACCUCCCUCGGCCCCACGCAGCAUCGUCACCCAGAUGAACGACAACGCACUCAGCCUGGAGUGGAAUGAGCCUCUGGAUAAUGGCGGCAGAACAGACCUGACAUACUCUGUUAGAUGCUCUGUGUGCAGGUCACCCAAGGGGCCGUGCCUCUCCUGCGGAGACAGCGUCAGCUACCGGCCCGCGCAGCAUGGCCUGCUGGGUCGCAGGUUGGAGGUGUGGGGCCUGCUUCCUCACACCACAUACGCUUUCACAGUCCAGACACUCAACGGGGUGUCCCAGCUCAGCGGCAAGGAACCUGCCAGUGAAAGUAUCAACAUCACCACGAGCCACGACGUGCCAUCGCUGGUGUCUGUGAUUCGGAAGAGUGACUCCACAGAAAGCAGUCUGACUCUGCACUGGUCAGUCCCACCCCAGCGUCACUCUGCCAUCCAGCUGUACCAGAUACGCUGCUGUGAGAAGGAGCGGCGUAGCGAGGAUCAGUGCCACUACACAGAGAGUAACAGAAACCAGGCCGUGCUGACGGACCUCCGCAGAGCCACUCAGUAUGAGGUUCAGGUCCGAGCGCGCACCGCGGCCGGUUAUGGCAGCUUCAGUCCUGUAGCAGUCUUCCGCACGCUGCCUGAUGGACAAGACUCUGCCUCCCAGUUCUUGGUACCUGGCAUCCUUAUCGCUGCUGGGAUGCUGCUGCUUGUCACAUUCGUCUUUGUAGCCGCCUACUGCAUACGCAGACACAGCCGAGUGAAGGAUCCAGAACUCAGCGACAAAAACAACCAGUACCUUGUUGGCCAAGGGGUCAAGGUUUACAUCGACCCCUUCACCUAUGAGGACCCUAAUGAGGCAGUGCGAGAAUUUGCCAAGGAAAUAGAUGUUUCCUUUGUCAAGAUUGAGGAGGUUAUCGGUGCUGGAGAGUUUGGGGAGGUGUGUCGAGGACGGCUGAAGAUCCCAGGGAAAAAAGAAAACUACGUAGCUAUUAAAACACUAAAGGGAGGCUACACUGAGAAGCAGAGACGGGACUUCCUGUCUGAAGCAUCCAUCAUGGGCCAGUUCCAGCACCCCAACAUCAUCCACCUGGAGGGAAUCAUCACGGCCAGCUGUCCAGUCAUGAUCCUCACAGAGUUUAUGGAGAACGGAGCUCUGGACUCUUUUCUGCGGCUGAAUGACAGCCAGUUCACCCCCAUCCAGCUGGUGGGUAUGCUGCGCGGCAUCGCCUCCGGCAUGAAGUACCUGGCAGAGAUGAGCUACGUCCAUCGAGACCUGGCUGCCCGCAACAUCCUGAUCAACAGCAACCUGGUGUGCAAGGUGUCUGACUUCGGCUUGUCACGCUUUCUGCAGGAGAACUCCUCUGACCCGACCUACACCAGCUCUCUGGGAGGCAAGAUCCCAAUCCGCUGGACAGCACCAGAGGCGAUAGCUUUCAGAAAGUUUACUUCAGCCUCAGAUGUGUGGAGCUAUGGCAUUGUCAUGUGGGAGGUCAUGUCUUUUGGAGAGAGACCAUACUGGGACAUGAGCAACCAGGAUGUAAUCAAUGCCAUAGAGCAGGACUACCGGCUGCCUCCACCCCCCGACUGCCCGACCCACCUGCACCAGCUGAUGCUGGACUGCUGGCAGAGGGACCGCUCAGCACGCCCUCGCUUUGCAGACCUUGUCAGCGCUCUGGACAAGUUGAUCCGCAACCCUGCAUCACUGAAAAUAUUGGCUCAAGAAGGAGCAGGGCCGUCCUACCCCCUGCUGGACCAGCGUGCGCCUUUAGCCCUUUCGUCGUGCGCUUCAGUUGGGGAAUGGCUGAGGGCCAUCAAGAUGGAGCGCUACGAAGACAGUUUCCUGCAGGCCGGCUUCAACUCAGUGGACCAGCUGGCCCAGAUCACCACGCAAGAUCUGCUGCACAUGGGAGUGACUUUGGCCGGGCAUCAGAGGAAAAUCCUUUCCAGCAUCCAGACAAUGACCUUUCGGAACAAGAGCCCUGCCGCUGUGACCUUCUAGCUCACCUGACCCCCCUGCUUGGACGCAAACGCCAGCACACAGGUGCAGCCUGUGAGAGCACUCUGGAUCCUCUCCUGUGACCCACUUUAGACACAGACACCAACUGAGGUUGGAUUGGAGAAUGGAAGAAUUUAUUGAUGACCCGAAGAAAAUUUGAAAAACAAACAUCAAAAGGUGACUUUCCCAUCAGGAUGAGAAACUUGUCCAGAGUCAAGCAACAUCUUGUCACCUACAGUGACCAGUAGACCAAGUUGACGUUGUGCAGACUGACUCAUUUUUACAGUUUGUGGUGUGUUUUUAUAUCCACCUGAGGUCAGGACCCAGUAAAUGAUAACAGGAGAGAGUCAUCAGAGUUUACAAAGUUUCUGUAGUAUCAUGCCAUUUUAAAAACUGGAGGUCUACUGGUUUGUGGUCACGAUAAGAAGUCACUUCACCAAAGGAGACAAAAAUAAAUGCCAGUGCCAAUCCAAGGACUUCAGUUUUCAUAUUGUUGUGUAAUUAUGAAUGAUACCUGCUUUUACUCUGUGUGUCUUGCAUUAAAUCCAUCUGGAUUACUACAGACACCUUUCACAUCAAGACUGAACAUUUUAGGUGUUGAUUUCUUUUCCAUUUGGUUUCACCAUUACCUCCUCCUUUACUCAGGUGUGAUGAUGCAGACUUUGGAGAGAGCUGUACUCGACCUAAUCAGACUUCUCUCAUCUUCCACAGUCUGGCUCUCCCAUCACCAGCUCCGCAUAUGAGGAGUAGAGAGGCACAGAGACAUAUCAGCACUUUUGUCCUUUCAGAGUGAAUUGUAAUCUUCAGUAACUCCAUGUGUUUCUCUUGGAGUGUGGUUGGUUAUUUCUACUGCCUGUGUUUCUGCUGGCAGCUCGCUUUUGUUAUUGUCAGACAGAAUGAGGACCAAGGAGAUUCAGAGACCAGAGAACACUGUAGAAUUGGUUUUCUUUGUAGAAAUUUCGCAAGGAAGCUAUCUGGUCUUAAAUUUGGUUGUCUUGAUAUAGACUCUCAGAAUUCUGUGCCAUUCAGUCAUCUUUGUGGGCUUAAAUGCCAAUAUUAUAAAGCAGAAAUCUCUCAUAGGUGAUUCUUGUCUCUUUUAAACGUACCUUAAAGUCUUACUUUGACAUUUUGAAACUGAGUGUAUUUUUUUUUUUCUUCAUUAGAUGCUGGUUGUGUAGUCACCAGAUUGUUUAUGGCUUUGACAUGAAAUCUCCACAAAAAUGGUUUCUUGAUAUUCAUAACAUUUAGUGUCGAAAAGGAUGUACAGCCACCAGCUAAGCUAAUAGGCUUGCAUCCAGCUGUAUUCAUUGGUGAAAUGCUAACAACACUGUUGAGCUGCAUUUUGAUUAGUAGAGUAACCUCCCACUCCCCCAUCAUGUUGUAAGUUAUCACUUCACUUUACUACAUGCUGUUUGUGCAGUAAGCUAAAUACUUCUGCUUAGGCCCCAAAGCUACACAAAAUAGUUUCUUAAUAUUAAGCAUGAAAAACAGUACACAGCUACCAGGUAUGAUUAGCAGCAACUAGCAGGUCCCCCACAUUUUAAGUUCAUUGUCUUAUUUUCCGUAAUCAAAUGUUGGUUGUGUGGUCAGUAAAAUGUUUUUGCCCCAAAGCUAGACAAAAUAGAUUGUUAACCUCCAGCAUGGAAAUACUAUUAUAAAUAAGGUUAGCAAUUUACAGCUACCAACUAACAGGCUAGCUUGUAGCCAGUAGUAUCCUUGGGUGUCAGGGUGGAAUGCUAACAAUUCCUGCUUGGAAUUUCUGGCUGCUGUUUGACUGACAGAGCAACCCCCCCCUCCCCCCUCCUGUGACAUUUUAAUUUUGUGUAUUAUGUUCUUUAAUGAGAUGCUGGUUGUGUUGUGGACAAACUGUUUCUGCUUUUCCCACAAAGCUGCACAAAAACAGUUUUAAGAAUCUUGACAAUUACUAUGAAAAGCUAACAGGCUAGCUUGUAGCCAUGAGUGGUCCUUGAUGUCAGGUUAGUAAUUCUGUUGAGUUGCCUUUUCAUUAGCUGAGCAGCCUUCAUCUCUUUUUCAGUGCAGCAGCCAUAUAAAUGUUUUUAUCAGAUGCUAGCCAUGGAGCCUGCAAAGCAUUUCUGCUUCUGCCCCAAGGCUAUAAAAAUGGUUUGUAGACAUUUAGCAAGGAAAAAAAUACCAGUACACGUUAGCCAGUAGUAUCCAUUGGUUUCAGGGUGGAAUGGUAAUAAUACCGCUGAGCUCCUGUUUGAUUAGCAGAGUAUCCCCCGCAUGAUGUUACAAGUGCUUGUUGAUGAGGAAUUACAGACUGGAGUUCAAAAUGUCAAAGUAUGGCUCAAAGAUUUGACACCUCUUGAAGGAUAAUACCAGCCUUUUUGACAUUUAGGUUGUGUAUAAUUUUCCCCAGGUAUCUGCAGUGAAUCAGGAAAAUUAAGCUUUCAGUGCUACAGAAUCAUACACAAAACAACUAUGUUGAAUACAAAAUGCACAGUAUAACUUUUCUAAAUGGUCUUAUCUCCGUGCCAUAGUGCACUUUCAUGAAAACAAAAAAAGAAAUGUUUUUAUUUUUUUUUCUAUCAUAUGUCAUUAUUUUCUUGGAUUUCACAAGGUUUAAAGUGUAACUUGCUCACAUUCAAUAUCCAUUUAAAUGUGAUAAUUAGGCUAACAUACAGUGUAUUCAAGUCUGGUAAUGCACACCAAAAAUAAGGUGGCACAAUGAGUGGUCUUAAUGUGAUAACAUAAAAGUUCUCUUUUCUAGCAUAAAUUUAUGUUGCGCUUUAAUCAAAAACACUGGUAUUGUCAUGCAAGAGUGAGAGGUUCUUUCAAGGAUCAUGGGAAAUGUGGUCUUCAUAUUGAAGAUCUCAAUAUAACAAACUUUGAAAUAAUGAAUAGAUAAAGUAUGUUUUGAUUACUGUCCUGUAUGUAGGCUAAUCUGUAUUCAGUAUUCAUAAUAAAGAUAAAAAUCAGUGUUUACCA
Messenger RNA from Scatophagus argus, 6818 nucleotides. RefSeq names its product eph receptor B4a (gene ephb4a). Gene Ontology annotation, molecular function: ATP binding; transmembrane-ephrin receptor activity; protein binding. The record is from RefSeq and is a predicted model, not a curated record. The coding region runs from base 915 to 3872 and encodes 985 amino acids. Gene Ontology annotation, cellular component: neuron projection; plasma membrane. Lineage: Eukaryota; Metazoa; Chordata; Actinopteri; Scatophagidae. The transcript has 17 exons. Gene Ontology annotation, biological process: central nervous system projection neuron axonogenesis; cell surface receptor protein tyrosine kinase signaling pathway; axon guidance.